Messenger RNA from Juglans regia (Persian walnut), 2110 nucleotides. RefSeq names its product protein BTR1-like. The transcript is spliced from 8 exons. Gene Ontology annotation, cellular component: cytoplasm; cytosol. Gene Ontology annotation, biological process: regulation of gene expression. Bases 871 to 1722 code for a protein of 283 amino acids. The record is from RefSeq and is a predicted model, not a curated record. NCBI's taxonomy places the organism in Eukaryota, Viridiplantae, Streptophyta, Magnoliopsida, Fagales, Juglandaceae. Gene Ontology annotation, molecular function: mRNA binding.
UUUAACACCUUCACAUGACACGUAGCUCUUGUUCGCACACGUAACUCUGGUUGGCCCCAAAUCAAAAGCUACCCAAAGGGCAGCUCCCCCUUCGGCUUCACCCCCCUUAACCCAAACCCAACCCGCUAUUUUCCCCUAUAAGUCUAUAACGCACACCAAUCAAUCGGCUGUUGUUCGUCUCUCCCUCACGCAUCUUCUUCAACUCCAGCUUGUCUUCCUCUCCAAAAAGCCAUUCCAAUUGCUCUCCAGCAUCUCUCUCCGUGAAAUUGCUGCUUUUUCUAGCGGUGGCACAAGGAGGAGGAGGAUUUAAAGCAAUGGAGUCAACUGAGUCUUCGUACAUGUCGUCACCGGAGGCACCGCGUAAGAGAUCUCCACCGCCUCCCAAGUCUCCUACCUCAGGUCUCUCUGAUCUGAUCCGCUCCCUCUCUCUCUCUAAAAGUCUGAUUCUCUCUCUAUAACUUUCUGUAAUUGGUGGCAGCAAUUCGUUCUGAUCAUUACUUUGUUUUAGAAUCAUUGUUCGUGAACGUUUAUGCCGCAGUAGGAAGGUGACGAUGUGUAGUUUUCAAAUCUGCAUUUCUCUUUCUGUCAAAACUGAAACCCUAACCCUAACCUACUGAGAAAAUAGAGGAAAAGGGAAGAAUCCUAUGGUUUAUACUGUGAGGCGUUGUUUGCUUUCCGAGUAACCGUGGAAAGAAGCAUAAUCAGUUACAUUGAGGCGUCCCGAUAGGGAUAGUUAAGUAGUUCCGGGAGGCUCUUUUUUGCAUCAAAUAAUUUGCGGUAUUGCACACACAAUACAAUGUUACAAGUCCAUGAUAUUUUGGUUGGUGGUGGUGAGGAUGCAUUCUUGACAACGCGGUAGAUGCAUAUUCUAUGGAGAAGGCCACAUACAUGAAGUUUCUCGUGUCAAAUGCUGCAGCUGGUUCUGUUAUUGGAAAGGGCGGAUCAACAAUAACUGAUUUCCAGUCGCAGUCUGGAGCUCGAAUUCAGUUGUCACGCAACCAUGAGUUUUUCCCGGGGACCACUGACAGGAUUAUUAUGAUAUCUGGAACAAUUAAUGACGUGCUUAAGGCUGUAGAGCUGAUUCUUGCCAAAUUGUUGAGUGAGCUUCAUGCUGAAGGAAGUGAUGAUGUUGAGCCAAAAACAAAAGUCAGGCUUGUUGUUCCAAAUAGCUCAUGUGGUGGCAUAAUCGGGAAGGGUGGUUCCACUAUAAAGUCCUUUAUUGAAGAAUCACAUGCUGGAAUUAAGAUAUCUCCUCAGGAUAAUAGCUUCUAUGGGUUGAAUGAUAGGCUAGUGACACUGGCAGGAACUCUUGACGAACAGAUGAUGGCUAUUGAUCUGAUUCUUUCUAAGCUGUCUGAAGACCCCCAUUACUCCCAGUCCAUGAAUGCCCCAUUUUCAUAUCCAGCACCCCAGAAUGCAAUGAGCUAUGGAACAAAUGGGGCUGGAGGGAAGUUUCAGAACAACAAGGAGGAUCGAAGUAACUCCGUGACUAUUGGGGUUGCAGAUGGACAUAUUGGGUUUGUUGUUGGUCGUGGUGGAAGAAACAUAAUGGAAAUCGGCCAGGUUACAGGGGCCAGAAUAAAGAUAUCAGAUAGAGGUGAUUUUGUGACUGGGACGACUAAUAGGAAAGUCACAAUUACAGGAUCACACAGAGCAAUUCGUGCAGCCGAGUCCAUGAUAAUGCAGAAAGUGGCCUAUGCUUCCGAGAGGGUGAUUGAUUAGUUUUGAAAUGUUUGCAGUCAAAAUUCACGUUGAGAAUGUUCGGGGGGAGAUCUACCUGUAAUUUGCUUAUACGUUUAAUCAUUUAAGGAAGGGAGAAAAAAGAGGAGCCGUUGACAUAUGUUGGCACAUGAUGAUGUAAGUUGGAAGAAAUUUGCAUAAGCUAGUAGGGGCAAGAGCGGGAAAUUUUCUUGUUGUCGAGAGAGAUAAUUGUGCUAGGAAUUUGUUUUGAGAUUAAGUUUAUUCCAAAAGAAAACGUUGGAAAAAAAAGCCAUUACUCAUCGACUAUAUAGAAUGAUUCGCUUUACUUCUUCAUUCACGGUUGUAAACCUGCUAAUUUAGCAAGUACUCUGUCUGAUCGUCAUCUUAAUUCGUUCGAUUCUUGAUUCAA